Dovyalis caffra is the source of this 246-nucleotide messenger RNA. The record is from the annotation of a GenBank genome assembly. Lineage: Eukaryota; Viridiplantae; Streptophyta; Magnoliopsida; Malpighiales; Salicaceae.
AUGCUUUCUAAUGAUCUUGGAGUGGCCCCAUAUAUGCCUGAUGCAUGGAAUUCCGGUUUCGCAAAGACCAACCCUGCACCAUAUGAUUGCUCAAUACAUGGAAGCAAAUCAAACUAUCAUUCCCAUGAUCAUUCGGUUUAUGGAGAAUUGGUAAAUAUGAACUCACUCAUAGACCUCCAAAUGAAGGGAAGGCGUGUUGGGUUGCAUGUGGGGAGGACAUAUAGAUUGGCAUGCUUUUUCGACUAA